Colossoma macropomum (tambaqui) is the source of this 2455-nucleotide messenger RNA. RefSeq lists its product as uncharacterized. Lineage: Eukaryota; Metazoa; Chordata; Actinopteri; Characiformes; Serrasalmidae. The transcript is spliced from 2 exons. The coding region runs from base 322 to 1281 and encodes 319 amino acids. The record is from RefSeq and is a predicted model, not a curated record.
CGCUUUGCUCUAUCAGAGCGCGAGUAGCGGCUUCAACAAGCCAAAACCACAGUCAACACAUUAAAGCAAGUGAUGGUGGGAAAACGCAGCCCGAGUCAGUGAGUGAACAAACAGCGCUGCUCGCUCUGAAUCUCUCCGGCUGAAAACUCCAGGAGCUGAAGGCGCCGGAGCGAUGAACUGGGCUGCUUGUAGUCGGGCGUCCGGCUGAUACGCAGAUAUGACUCUUCUCGGUUAAAGCCAAGACAAUGCUGAACAUAUGCUCGGACUUCCCGGGAUCACGGUAACCGAAGAAGACAGAAGCAUCACCCUGCAGUUCUGCAAAUGGAUGACAGAGGGCGCCUCCCUCCAGGUGGGGGUGGUGAGCCCAAACUCCCCGCCUCAACUAUCCAACUGGAACACGACCAUGAGGUCAGGCAGGUCCGGAGGGAACCAGGUGACCCGGUGACUUCCACGCAUGUCCGAAAGGAAGAUAUCUCGGAUGUGCCGCGCAAGGUGCCUCGCUUCCAAUAUGUGGACUUCCCCUCGCUGCACCAGUGCAUCAAGCAGCUAUCUGUGCCACCCCUGGAGGGCUGGCUGACCUCAUGCCCUCUGGGGAGAGUGCCAUCCUGUCAGCCCAGCAGCCCCAAGGAGAAGGUGCCCAAGUUUAAGUACGUUGACUACCCUUCACUGUACCAUUGCAUUCAGCAGCUGUCCGUACCUCCAUUGGAGAUCUGGAGCUCGGGCUUGACAAGGCCUGGCUCCGGGGAGUCGCAGGGGGGUAUGGCAGGGCAGAACCCCUCUCAGAUGCCUGGACACAGCAGUGAGAACCACCAAGAGGAGAGGGGGAAUGGAACAAAGCAGCAAAGCAAGAAGUCCAACAGUCCCAGUCCCAGAGUCCCAAACCCAGAACUAGCAGCCUCGCAGCACCCAAGACACAUGUUGCCAGGUCUAUCUUCAGAGACAGGAAAGAACCGUCAUACAGAUCUAGGGGACCUGUCCCAGAAACCCUCUGGUUCUAGGUCUGAGUCAAGUUCUAGAUUAGAAGCAGACAGAGUGGCAACAAGGAACGAGAGGGAUGUCAGGCCAUCUGUUAUCAGUAUGGUACGCACUGAACGCCAGAAACGGCAUCUAGAACCAGUGGGAUGGUUAAAGCGGGAAAAAUGUCUGGAUUCUGUAGAGCAGGUAGAGCAGAAAUCGGUUCCAGAGUCAGUCUGUCCUUUCUGCCAGCAAAUGUUCACAGAUCCUGAGGAGCUUCGGACUCACCAGCGCAGCCACAAAGACAAGGUGAACACAUCUGGUUAAGAUCUCCAACAUACUGUAUGUAAUCGUGUUACCACUGGAGUUUGCUGUAGUUUACUGUAUAUGACAUGCUGCAGACACUUACUGGGGGAAAGAACUGCUGAAAUUUAAUCUAAUGCAGUCCUGUUUGACAUUCACAGAGACCACACUGAUGGCUUGACUCAGAAACUCAUCGAAGAUAUCAUUGGUCACCUGUUCAGUGACAGUCUGGCCUUGACCUAUCAGCUUAUUCCACAUCUACAGGAAGCUCCUGACUGACAAGGCCUUCUCUGCUAAGAUUGGUCAUUCUGUCCGUUACAGUGUUAGCACUGGGGAGACCAAAAAUUGAAGACAUACUAAACAUACAAUAACCUGUAGAUCCUUGGGAAAACAUAAACUCCAGUUAACAUGAACGUGAAAUGUUAACAGGCCUAAUAACUGGUUGCGAGAAAAUGGACAGACAAGAGGACACACACUCAUACAUACAAGCCCCAUGCAAAGGGAAUAUUUGCUGUCCUUUAUGACCAGUUGACGUAACACUGUUGGCCUGUGGGCUUAAGUAGUGUAAAUGAACUCUGGGGGGAGGAUAUUUGGUGAAACUAGCUUUAAGACCUGACAAAGAUGCCAGGGUUUCCCAUUUAUGGGCUUUGCAGUAAAAGAUACCUUACUGUCUAGCAAACAUUCAUGAAACUCAGAGUCCGGUGCCUCAACAGUGCUGCAGGCACAAUAAUCGUCCUAAAAUAGUAGAGGUUCUCAGCCCAGCCCAUGAGGCCCCAUGAGGCCAGCAGCACUUGCUUACCUGGUUCAGAUGUGUUGGGAAUUCCAGAACUGGAGUUGGGAACCUUGUGAUAGCAGGACUUUCUCUCUGUGAGUUAAGAUGAUCCUACCUUUGGGAAACCAGGCCCAGAACAGGACACAGAGGCAUUUGUGCUGGGGACACUGGGGUUUAUAAGUGUAGUAUCUCGGGUUGACUAUCUAGCUUCGGGUGCCUAUCAAAAAGUGGCUAUGGCAUAUGCUGCAACAAAAAUAGGCUUGUCGUUUGUUACCUGAUCUUUUUAAUCUUUGUAUUUCUGAUGUCUUUUUUUAAAGUGAUUAAUGUAUGGUUGCUUAGAAUUGAUAGAUUUAACUUAAGACUUAUUAAACUGGUUUUCAAAAUGUUUUCUUGUUUGUGUGCAUUAAAGGUUUUUUUGUACAGAGA